This is a messenger RNA of Linum tenue, 1740 nucleotides long. The record is from the annotation of a GenBank genome assembly. NCBI's taxonomy places the organism in Eukaryota, Viridiplantae, Streptophyta, Magnoliopsida, Malpighiales, Linaceae.
CGCACACUUUCCGUUGCUCCAUUUUUGUCUCCAGUCUCCACUACGCCUCCUACAGUUCGUUACUUUCUCUGCUGGCGUUUUCCGCUUUCCCCAUCCCAAUCCAUCUUCGUUCGUAACGUUAAAACUUCCCUUUGAUUCCCUUCCCCCAUCCCCCAGAGAAAAGCAGAAACUACACUCAGCUCGCGCUACGCUCGUUCAGAGAAUUUUCCAUUGAAGAAAAAGGGAGGAAAAUCGGUUCCGCGGUGGUGGAGAAAAAGAGAAGAGAAUGGAUCUCUGGGGAGCGCUACAAGUGAAGAACGCCACUCGGAGCCCUCUUCUCGCUGGGGCUUAUUCGAUUCCUACCGAGCGAUUGGGUUGCUGGGCCCGCGAGAAGAAAUCGAUUGGGUUGUUGGAGAUCAGGGUUUUCAAUCGGAAGCUCUGUUCCCACUCGUUGAUUGUCAGGGCUAAGGCGAAGAAGAAUAGCAAUAAUAACGAUGACAAUUCGUCGUCAUCUUCUUCGCCUUCUCCUUUCGAAAAUGGUGAUAGAUCUCACCCUGAUGGAGAAGUGUCAAAAGGUAAAAAAUCGUCUGAUGGAAGCAAAGCGAACAAUAGUUCUUCCAAGAAGCCGAUUCGUGCAAACCUGGACUGGAGAGAAUUCAGGGCGAGUUUGGUUGCUAAAGAGCAGGCACACAAGUCUGAGACCGAGACUCACAGUAGCCAGAGCGGGUCACUCCAAGAGCCGAAACCUCUUGCCCUGAAGUGGGCUCAUCCUUUAUCAGUCCCUGAGACCGGUUGCGUCCUUGUUGCCACUGAGAAACUCGACGGAGUUCGUACAUUCGAAAGAACUGUUGUCCUUCUCCUAAGGUCUGGAACCAGACAUCCACAGGAAGGACCAUUCGGUGUUGUCAUCAAUCGCCCACUGAACAAAAAGCUUAGGCAUAUGAGGCCGAACAAUAAUGAGCUGGCAACCACAUUCUCAGAUUGUUCUCUGCAUUCCGGAGGGCCCCUUGAGGCGAGCAUGUUCUUGCUGAAUACAGGAGAGAAUAAGACCAAGCUUCCCGGGUUUGAAGAAGUGGUUCCCGGUUUGUGUUUUGGUGCUAGAAACAGCUUAGAUGAUGCUGCAGCACUUGUGAAGAAAGGAGUGCUGAAGCCCCAGGACUUCCGGUUCUUUGUUGGUUAUGCUGGUUGGCAGCUGGAUCAGUUGAGGGAGGAGAUCGAGUCUGAUUAUUGGUAUGUGGCUUCUUGCAGCUCAAAUCUCAUCUGCGGAGGAUCAUCCAUGAUGGAGUCCGGGAAUCUAUGGGAAGAGAUUUUGCAGCUUAUGGGGGGCGAUUACUCAGAGGUGAGCCGGAAGCCUAAGCAAGACAUGUAAGUUUAUUGAGAACACGAUGGAUAUGGAUCUGAAUGAAAAUAUGGAUGUGGUAUUAAUGGAGUGAAAUGUACAGAAACUCACUGUGCCUAGAUAGCGUUUUUUUAGCUUGUUUCGUCUUUCCUUGGCUUUGGUCUCAGUUGAGUGUAAGAACUUGGCAGUUGCUGUUUUAUGUAUGUAACAGAAUGGUUGCGUUGCAUUAAUGUUAUGGUGACAAAAAAGGGGGGGAAACAGUAAAUCCCUCCUGAUAAAUUAACCUCUUUGGUGGGUUCAAUAAACUCAUUUGUCUGCAUUUUGUGCUGCAAUGUCACAAGUCAUCUCUGUUCCCUUUGGAAUCACUAAAGCAGGAACUGGAUAGUUAAGGGUUGGUUUGGAUAGGUGUCCUUGUUCAGAUG